GACAAGAUCCUGUCCUGUCUUCUGGGCGUGGGGGAUCUGACAAGCAUCAAGCCAAGCAGCUUCGCCGUCCACAAAUAUUCCUGCGCGGCAAAUAUAUCCAGCAGAUAUGGUUAGAUACUCUGUUAAAGACUUCGUAAGCCUACGUGAAUCCUCUGAGCCUUUCACCCCGCAACCGCACUACCAAAUUUUUCCAUCUUUGUCUCUAGAACCUAAAUUCUCUUGAAUCUCCUUUCUUUUAACAAUUAUCGGACCCAGUUUAUCUUAAUCGGUACUGGCCAUCUUCCAAACCAAUUCUCAACCUGGACUUCUCGACUCCGUCAAAUCCGAGUGUCUCUCUCGGUUUCGUCAUAGAGUUUCCCAUCUUCCGCGGUGGAUAUGGAAGGGAAAAAUGCGCUGCUCGGCACACCAGUGGCAUUCACCAUUUUGGCCGUCAUUGCUGUUGCCAUUCGCUUUUGGGUGCGCAUUACACAUAAUGCUAGGUUAGGAUGGGACGAUUGGCUUAUGCUUAUAGCUAUGGUAGACCAGAUUGUCGCCCGUGUUUUAACCACCAUCUCGAUAGCGUAUCAAUUUCGCAACCCCCCCAGCUUUCAAGACCAGGUUAAUGCGUUGAAAUAUAAUUACAUCGCGGGCCCACCUCAAUUGACAGUCUCUGUGAUCGCAAGACUGUCGGUCACCAUCUUGUUGAUUCGCUUAUUUGGUGUACAUCUUUGGUUGAAGAGAUAUUUGAUCGUCUUGAUGACGAUUUUGAGUCUGCUUACAGCGGGUGUGAUCAUUAUCUCUUUCGCCCAAAUAACUCCAGUUCAAGCUAUUUGGAACCCGAUGAUACCUGUGACAAAACAAUGGAAUCCAGAUCUUUGGCUGUAUUUUGCUGUCUUCAAUCAAACUACUUCGACACUUUCUGAUAUAACCUUUGUCUUGUUCCCGGCUUUUAUUAUUUGGCAUUUAAAUAUGCCACGACGCCAAAAAUUCGGUCUCAUCUUUCUCUUAGCACUAUCACUCUUCGUCAUGAUCAUGUCAAUCUUGAAAACCGUCUGGGUAGUCGAUUCAUACCACGGCAGCAAGACUCUUGAGCAUUACAACCAAACCGCGAUUCUGACACUCGGUCUCUUGGAAGGAGACAUGGUCAUCAUCAUGGGAUGCAUCCCGACAUUCGGGCGCUCCGUCAUCAACGCUAAAUUCUCUCUGCUAGGUCCGACCAUUUUAAGUUAUUUCGGCAAAUUCAGAUCUACGAGAGAUGCAUCUACAGAUAAAGACAAGUCCGAUAGAUCAUACCGCACUUCUUCUAAUCCGUAUGAGAAUUUGGAGUUGAGCUCAAGGAGGUUACCUCUCAAUUCAGAUCAUAGUCUUGGAAACACAAAGUCGGCGGAGACACGCACGAAGGAUAUAAGUCAAGAUAGAUUGGUGAGGGAAUAUGAAGCAUAGACAUCCAUCUUAGCGAAGGGGAGCUUUCUUUCGCUUGGAAUGGAAAGAAGGUGUAGUAUGAGUUGAUUGUAUGAAUUGAUGAUUUAGAAGAGAUGGAAAAAUGCUACGGAGUAUGAUAUAUGAAUUUAUUCUCAAAAUUCAACAGGUCCCACAGUCGAUUUCUUUACUUCGAGGAUUGAAUUUGUUCAGAGAAAAUUGCUUUUGGAUUCUCGUCUAUUAACUGCCUGAAAAAUUCACACGUUUUAUACACCGCAGACAUUUACGGUACA
Molecule: messenger RNA, 1691 nt
Organism: Botrytis cinerea B05.10
Lineage: Eukaryota; Fungi; Ascomycota; Leotiomycetes; Helotiales; Sclerotiniaceae
Exons: 4
Coding region: 376-1422 (348 amino acids)
Source: RefSeq, a predicted model, not a curated record